Messenger RNA from Vanderwaltozyma polyspora DSM 70294, 504 nucleotides. RefSeq names its product proteasome regulatory particle lid subunit RPN13 (gene RPN13). Gene Ontology annotation, biological process: ubiquitin-dependent protein catabolic process. NCBI's taxonomy places the organism in Eukaryota, Fungi, Ascomycota, Saccharomycetes, Saccharomycetales, Saccharomycetaceae. The transcript has a single exon. Gene Ontology annotation, cellular component: proteasome regulatory particle, lid subcomplex; cytoplasm; nucleus. The coding region runs from base 1 to 504 and encodes 167 amino acids. Gene Ontology annotation, molecular function: endopeptidase activator activity; ubiquitin binding; proteasome binding. The record is from RefSeq and is a predicted model, not a curated record.
AUGUCAACAACCGCGGUAUCAAUUAAUAACACUAUCAGGCUUAGAGCUGGUAUUGCCGAUUUUAAUGAAGAAACCAAACUUUGUACACCAUUGCCAGUUCAAGGUGAGAUUACUAUUAAACCAAAUGAAGAAGAAGAAGAAUUGGGCUUUUAUGAUUUCGAAUGGAAACCAAUUGAAAAACCUAGUGAUCCGGCCAUCGAAGCAAUUAAUUUGAUUUUGGUGCCAGGUGAAACUUUAUGCAUUCAAAUUGAUUCUUGUAAAAGUGGUAGAGUUUUUUCAUUAGUUUUUUCAUCAAAUCAAACAUAUUUCUUCUGGUUACAAGAAAAGAACCCAUUAGGUUUGAAAAUUAAUGAAUUCAGUGAAAAGGAUAAGGCUAAUUUAGAUAAAAUAAGAGCGAUUUUAAAUUCAAAUGAUGAAGACGAAGAUGAAGAGGAUGACGACGAUGAAGAAGAAGAUGAUGAUGAUGCUAUAGUGGAUGAAAAAGCAGACGUUGAAAUGAAUUGA